Cokeromyces recurvatus is the source of this 7075-nucleotide messenger RNA. RefSeq lists its product as uncharacterized. Gene Ontology annotation, cellular component: cytoplasm; ubiquitin ligase complex. The transcript is spliced from 5 exons. The record is from RefSeq and is a predicted model, not a curated record. Bases 74 to 6868 code for a protein of 2264 amino acids. Gene Ontology annotation, molecular function: ubiquitin protein ligase activity; zinc ion binding. Gene Ontology annotation, biological process: ubiquitin-dependent protein catabolic process via the N-end rule pathway; protein ubiquitination. NCBI's taxonomy places the organism in Eukaryota, Fungi, Mucoromycota, Mucoromycetes, Mucorales, Mucoraceae.
CAAGUCGAUGACGUUUUUCUUUUUUUUGAUUUUUUGUACUUUUUGUUAAUAAAAAAAUAUUUUAUAAAAGGAAAUGACUCUGGAGUCUUCCUCUUCUGCUUCUUUAUAUAAAAUGGCAACAAGCGGUAAAACUUCAACAGAUACCGCUUUAUCUGGGUUUUUAUGGCAGUCUCCACUUUUAUUUAACUGUCAUUUUGAUGAAACUGCGAAACAAACAAUUUUAACACGAUGUUAUGAAUCUCUAUGGAGAAACGAUGAAAAUAUUAUGCAUCAGCACUUUUUCUCUUCAACAGAUGAACUAAAAAAAACACUUUCAUCACAAAUUCAACGUCAUGACGGCAAAGAAAAAAACGUUAUUAUCGAUCCGAAGCUAUGGCAUGCUAAUGCUAUUUUACCGAACCAAGAUGUAUCCAACCAAAAAGGACGGCAAUGUGGUCACGUAUUUCGUAAAGGAGAACCUGUUUAUAGAUGCAGAGACUGUGGUUUAGAUGAUACAUGUGUCUUUUGCUCAAGUUGCUUUCAUUCAACUGAUCAUGAUGGACAUGACAUCCUUUUCUCUGUUAGCCCUGGCUCUGGUGGGUGUUGUGAUUGUGGAGACUCGGAAGCUUGGAAAAUUCCUUUAAAAUGUAAAAUUCAUUCUAGUGACAAAGAGUCAGAUCUUAAUGACGGAACAAGUUCAAUCGAUCCACAAUUAAUUAAUUCAAUCAGAACAACGAUUGCUUCAGUACUCAACUUUUUACUAGAUACUUUUGCUUUAGCCCCUGAAGAAAUCACCCUGAAUUCCUCUAUAGAAGACUUGGUGAAAGAAAAUCAAGAGCAACGUAAUACUUUAGCUAGAAUGGGAAUCCCCUCUGAAACAACAAAUAACACAACAACUCAGGGCAAUGCAUAUAUCGAUAAUACUACUACUACUACUACUAAUAUAGAAGAGGAUGUUGAUAUGGAUAAAGAAAAUAUGACCAUGUCACAAAUAACGGAUAUCCCGACUAACUCUGAUUUAUCAUCGAAUAAUAUAAACAAAAAUAAAGAAGAAGAUGGAGAAUUAUAUGCAUGUAUUGUUUGGAAUGAUGAGGCACACGCAUUUUCACAUGUACUUGAGUCUAUUAUGACAGCUACUGGUUGGGAUUGGGAGAAAACAAAACAAAUUGUGGAUGUAAUUCAUGUUCAUGGACGGGAAAUUAUUGCGAUGUCCAAAAAUAUUGAAGAACUACGCAAGAUUGCAGCUCCUUUAUCUGCUAUUAAUCUUGGAGUCACGAUUAGACCUGCUAAAGACACGUUCCGAGAACAAGCAUGUGGGCUGUUAGUCGAUUGGCUAAAUGAAUUAAUUAAGGGGAAAAAACGUUUCUUUCCUAAUGUUGGAAAAGGCGAUACAAUUAUUCGUAAUAUUUUAUGUGAAGAGUUAUGUGCUGAAUGGGAGUUACGAUUACCUUUAGCUCAAUUAGCUACUGGUGUACGAGCUGAUAAUACCAUUAAUGAAUGUGAUGAUGAAGAUGAGAAUGGUGUUAUGAAAGAUGAUAUGGCAGUGACAAAUUCUGAUAUUGCUGAAGAUGUUGAAAUGUUCGAGCCUGACUCAGAUACACAUAUUAGUAGUAAACUAGACAGUCCUCUCUCUUUUGCCUCCAGUCCUAUUGUCUAUCGUAGUCAAUGUGAUAUUGCAAGCAUAGAUUGGGAUCCAGCAGCUAUGGUUAGAGAAUAUCAAAAUUUAAGAGAUAAUGAAGUAGCCUUUGGAGAAUCUUUAUUCAAUAAGAAUUCGAUACGUCUCAGCGCUAAUAUGUUAGGAAAACAACCUGCUAAUAAUACUAGUCUCUUUCACAGGGAAGAAGAAGAUACAAACUCAGCUAUGAACAUUCAAAGAGAAUUUGAGGAGAAGUUACGAUUAGAUUAUUUUAUGCUUUAUGAUCUAAAAUUAUGGAAGGAAGUGCGUAUAUCUUUACGUGAAUUAUACAUUGCAUCACUCGCUUCGAAUUCACACUUCAAAAAAAUUUUGGGUAAACGGCUUGCACGCAACUAUGCUAGAUUAGCUGAAUCCUUUUUAUUACGUGAUCGUGAGCCUGAGAAUUCUAUCAUCCUUUUCUCCGUUCAACUAUUGACUGUACCUACCGUGUCUGAUCUUCUUGUUCAUAGCUAUUAUUUCUUCGGUCUUAUUUGCUCUACACUAACUGCAUUUUUCUUAACAGAUCGCUUAUACCUUUUAUUACCUUCAGAGCGCAUAAAAUACCCCUCACGUAUUAACUGUGAAUCUCGUGCUUUCCGCACACGUCGUUAUUUUAAUGCCUUUCAUGAUUUGCGUUAUAUUAUGAAUGUAAAUAUGAUCAAACGUGUGCUUGCUCAAGAUCCUCUAUAUCUUCGUCAAUACCUUGAUUUAAUUAGUCUCUUUCAAUGUAUGAAUGCUCAAAUAUGCCAAAAGGAUGCACAUGUUGAAUAUGAAUCUGAAAUAUGGGUGAAUGCAUUCAACGUUACGCUUCAAAUUGCUAAAUGCUGUCGUCAAUUCUCUGAAUGUUUUGCUAUGCUUCCUAUUGACUCAUCAGAAGAUCGAGUAUCUACAGCUAUCACACUAGUUCGAGCCAUAUUACGUGUAUUGCGAAUGAUACAAGAUUGGGGCAAAAUGGAUGAAGAGGAAGAAGAUGCAGAGCAGACCAAGAAUUUGACUUCAAGUACAGCAACAUCUCAAAAAAUAUAUGGACCUUCAGCGCAAGAAUACCACACAAUUAUAUUGCCUUAUACUGAAGAAUAUCAAGUAGUCAAAUAUAACGUAUCUUCUCAGCCUGUUUCAUUCCAUCAUCCUUUGCAUUGGUUAUUAGCCGGAUUACUUGAAUAUUCCUAUUUAUUAGAUGAUAAACUAUUAAAUGAAGCCGGUUGGGAAGGUGGGUUCAAAAAAGUGAUUACGUUGUUUAACGAUUCAAAAAAUACUACCGACGUUUUAUUACCUAUCCUCGAUUUCUCAAUUCGUACAAUCGUCUUUUCUUCUCAAAUUAGAGCCGGUGUAUGGGUUCGAAAUGGUUAUGGUAUUAGAAAUCAGGCACAUCAUUACCGUGAUAUUUCUUUACGUGAAAACACAUAUGAUGCUGAUGUCUUCCUGUUGCAACUUGGUUUUGCUACUGUACAACCAAAUCAUUUAUUAGUUACACUUUUGGAUAGAUUUGAUCUCAUAAACUGGUUUUUAGGCAAAAAAAAUCAUAAUAUUUAUGAUACGCCACAAACUGUGUUUAUGGUUGAGGAAUUGUUAAAUCUUUUAAUCGUUAUUGUCUGUGAACGAGCAAACCUAACUGGUAUGUCUAUCUUGGAUAAAGCUCGUCGAGAGAUUAUUCAUGGCUUAUGUCUUGGUCCUGCUGCUUAUUCUGACCUUGCAAAGCGUAUUCCUGAACAUAUUACAGAGCACCCUAAAUUUGAUCAUGUUUUAACGACUAUUGCUCAUUUUAAAACUCCUGAUGGUGUUAAUGAUCAUGGUAUAUACGAGCUUAAAGAAGAAUAUUUUACUGAAGUCGAUACUUAUUUCUGGCAUUUCAGUCGUAAUAAUCGUGAGGAGGCUGAAUCGAUUAUCAAAGCUCGAUGGAAGAAAGCUAAUCCUGAUAAAAAAGAGCAGGAUUUCUUUAUUUUACCUAAAUCAGAUCCUAUUCCCUCUGGACCUUUUAAGCAUUUAGGCUCAUUCCUUCAAUCAACUUUAUUUGUUCAAAUGCUAUUUUAUACUUUGUGGAAUACUUAUACUGGCAAUAAUCAUAAGAGUGAUACUAUCUUGGAUCAGGCAUUAUACCUAAUUAUGUUGGCUCUUGUGGAUAAUAAUUCUGAGGAUGUAUCUAAUUAUGGUCAAGGAAAGUUUUAUGAUUAUGUUUGUUCCUUAAGAUUUAAAUGUGAAGUACAGAAUUCCGAUGACACUCAAGGAUCGCAAUCCAAUGUAACACGGGAGAUGACUUUAUUUGAUGCUAUGUCUACACUUUAUAAUGAUGAGCAUUAUAAUGAAAUUACUAGUCGACUUGAUUGGAUAUUUGAACAACUUGGUAAUAAAGGUACUAAUAAUACACGUGCUGAAAUUGAGAAGUGGAAGGAGCAGCGUGCUACCAAAUCACAAAGAAAUGAACAGCAAGGUGAAUUAUCUGAAGUUGAGAAGAAGAAAUUGGCUGCCAAAGAACGACAGAUGAGAAUCAUGGCUCAGUUUGCUCAAGCUCAAUCUCAGUUUAUGGAAAAAAAUGAAUUCCUUUAUGCAGAUGAGGGGGAGGAUGCCUUCGUAGAUGCUUCAGACAACUUUUCUACAGCAAAUGAUGAAAGUAAUUCUGAAGGUCUUCAUCGUUUUUGUGCUUACCCUACAGGUACUUGUAUUGUAUGUCAAGAAGAUGCUAAUGAACGAUCGUUACCAUAUGGUUUACUAGGAUUGAUUCAAGCUUCUAAUAUUAUGUACGAAAAACCUACAGAUGAUGCUGAGCUUCUUAAUAAUGUUUAUGCCAUCGGUCCUAAUCUUGAUAUUGAAUGGCAAGAUCAACAAUGUUUAGCUGAUAACGCCCCUAGUAUUCCUGGCUUCCCUGCUCAAUUUCACAAAACUGGCUUAUAUGCUUCUACAUGUGGACAUUUUAUGCAUAUUAAAUGUUUUGAAGUAUAUUGCACUUCAAUUGACUCUAGACACUCUGCUCAAUUAACAAGAAAUCAUCCUGAAAAUAGAUCUCGUAAAGAGUUUAUGUGUCCCUUAUGUAAAUCUUUAGGUAAUGCAUUACUUCCUGUUUUUUGGAAAGGCAAAAAAGAAUCUCAUCCAGGAGUCCUCAUAAAGUUUGAUAAUAAUAAUUUUGCUACUUUCUAUAAAUCGGACGUUAAUCAAAUUGUGAACAAGCUAAAGCAUGCAAUCAUUACUACCUCACGUCAUGCUCAAAUGAAGAAAACAGGAAGAGAUGCAUCAGCAGCAACCCGUAUGAAAAAUGUGAUGGCUCAACUUUUACCUACAUUUCCUGCAAUGACUACAGCACCUGGAGCUACCGCUGUCCCUAUUAUGCCUACAGCAGGUGGGAAUACUAAUGUUGCUACUACUCGUGAUUGGACCCCCAUGGGAUUCAGAACACGUAUUCCUAGCCCUACCCCUUUGGAUAAUGCGAAUAAUAACGGUUUAGAUCAACUCCAACCUGUUUUACCUCUAGCUGAUGCACAGACUCAACAACAAGGACAAGCGGAUGGUGAUAUAGCAAAUACUAACACCGAUGACGAGGCUGAACGUGCCGUUGAAGCUAUGCUAAUGCAGAAUACAUAUAACCCAGAGAUGAUGCCUCUACCAGAUGGUAAAUUAGGUCCCUUUGAUAAUGACACUCUACACAGCACAGCUGCUGUGAGUAUUCCUUUUAUAAAGAAAUCAUACAAUCGAUUAUUAGAUGUUCUUAGUAUUAUAUAUCAAGAAAUAUGUAUAGAUGAAAAUGAACGCGAAAUGUCAACAGCUGCAGAUAAUGUAGACAUUUUAUGGGGUGUCCUAGGCUAUACUAUUGCUGGUGUAGAGAUUGCUUCCCGUGGAGCUAGUCGAUCUGUUACUUCAGAACACGCACUUACACAUACUUUAUUUGAUCAGAUACCCUCUCAAAUGCAGAUGCUACUUCGUAUACUUAGUGAUACUGUGAUGGCUUAUACCACUCUUAUGUGCUCUUCAACUAACGAUAUGAAGUCUUCUUCUUCGUCUAGUAUAUCAAUGGCCCGUGUAAAUAUGUUUGCUUUAGGGCGCAUGCGACAAAUAUUUGAAAUUAAUGUUGAUGACGUUGCUAAUUUAUCUACCAGUCCCUCUCAAAAGAUUAUAUUAUAUGAUAAUGCACCCCUUUUGGAAGAUGACCCCUUCAUGAUUCUAGCUGAGCUAUCUCUUCAUCUUGUCCCUACAACUCAGGCCGAUAUAUUCCCUUUUAUACAUGUAUUGUUACUGGCUGAGUUUGCUAAAACAGCUGUUGGAUUUUUACAAGACCGCCUUAUCCGUGAUAUUGACCAACAACAAUCUUGUUCAACAAUGCCUAGUGAAUCUUCGCAAAAUAUCGUUGCUGCAAAGAACUUUGCAUUUUCAUUAAUGAAUAAGUUGCAUUUUACACCUGAAGAAGCCCAAUUUGCCUUUCGAAAGUUCAACAGCGAGGCCUCGUUCUGUACUUUACUCAAGUUUUUCGUUUUACCUUUCUUGCGUCGUACUGUUGUUUUAAUGAUUGUUCGUUUUGGUUUGAUUAUACCACCUGAUGCCAAUGGUUUGGAAAGUGACCCAGCUGUUGAUGAAUUUGAUCGUCUCAUGAAUGUUCUCCAUUUACCCAAUUUUGCUGAUUUCUUGCAACCUACACCCAUAACGGAGUCAUUACUUCGAUAUUGGUGCUCACAACAUGUACGAGAAUCUGAGCGUCGAAUUCAACUUGAAGAAGGUCUGUUAAGUUCAAUAUCCGCAAGUCGUUUAAUUCAUAUUCCCUUGAGUUUACCUACACCACUUUAUCUGAUACCAUUACCAAAACGCCUUGAUCGUUUGUUUGAUGAGAGUAUGAAGCGUGUCUGUCAACGAUGUGGUACUGUCCCUAGUGACCCAGCUAUAUGUUUGUUUUGUGGUACAUUUGUUUGUGCUCAAAGCUUUUGUUGUUCUGAAGAUGAAGAAGGUGAAUGUAAUCUUCAUACAUUAGAGUGUGGUGGUGACAUUGGUAUAUUCUUAUCUGUUAAAAGAUGUGUUCUUAUAUUACUACAUAAUGGUAACGGAUGGUUUAUGAAUGCACCCUAUCUUGAUCCACAUGGAGAAAUUGAUCAGGGCCUUAGACAUGGUAGGCCUCAAUAUUUGAAUACUAAGAGAUAUACAGAAAUUCGUAAACUUUGGCUUCAACAUAGUAUUCCUAUUUAUGUUGCUCGACAAAUCGAAGCAAAUUAUGAUGUUGGUGGAUGGACAACCAUCUAGCGCAAUUUUUAUUUACUUUUCUAAUCUCUCUCUUUCUUUUACCUUUUAUAAAACUACAUAAAAAUUUUGAAAUGUAUUUGCUUGUGUAGAACCUUUUAUUAUUAAAUAAUGCACAUUCAUAACACUAGUAUUUGUUGUUGUAAAUUAUACUUGUAUAUAGAUACUAUUGGCUUUUUUUGUUCGAGCAACAUUUAAAAAAAAAAAAAA